Molecule: messenger RNA, 552 nt
Organism: Fonsecaea multimorphosa CBS 102226
Lineage: Eukaryota; Fungi; Ascomycota; Eurotiomycetes; Chaetothyriales; Herpotrichiellaceae
Exons: 2
Coding region: 1-552 (183 amino acids)
Cellular component (GO): mitochondrion
Molecular function (GO): flavin-dependent sulfhydryl oxidase activity; flavin adenine dinucleotide binding
Source: RefSeq, a predicted model, not a curated record
AUGUCUUUCCCAUUUCCAGGUGGUAAGACGACCGGCUCCAGGGAUGCAGAGCACGAAGACAAGCCACAGCAAGUUGCGCCGGGAGUUGUCCUGGACAAGGAUGGGAAACCAUGUCGAACCUGUACUUCCUCGGCCGCAUGGAUGGCCAUGAUGAAGCAGGGCGGCAAAAAGACAAAAACUGUCGCCCCAGUCCCUCCUCCACGAACCGAAUGCCCCCCCGACGUCGAAGAACUUGGUCGCGCUACGUGGACGCUGCUACAUAGCAUUGCGGCAACAUAUCCCGAAGCUGCCCCUCCCGAAACUCAAUCAGUCAUGAAGCAGUUCAUUUCGACCUUCUCAAUGCUCUACCCCUGCUGGGUCUGCGCGGACGACUUUCGAGAUUGGAUGAAAAAGCCCGGGAACGAGCCCAAGGUCAAAGGACAAGAUGACCUGGGCAUGUGGAUGUGUCAAGCUCAUAAUGCGGUGAAUGUGAAGCUAGGAAAGCCGGAGUUCGAUUGCAGUCUCUGGAAACAGAGAUGGAAAGACGGAUGGAAGGAUGGACGCUGUGACUGA